AUGAAGGAGCAGGGACGAGGCAUACCACGGAGCUCAGUGAUUGAUGACGAUCAGAUUGUAGUUCCGGCAGACGAAUUCGAUGAUGAUGACGAUGAUGAUGCAGUGGGUCUGAUCGAAGAACAAGAUGAAAAAGAUGACUUGGACCACGAAGCGAAUGAAGAGGAAGAGGAUGAGAAUGACCAAGGAGACAUCGAGGAGGAGGAAGAAAUUCUUGGAAAAGCGGGAUCGAGUGAGUUUGUUGAGGGCGAAGAAGCGGAUGCAGGGGAAGAGGAGGAGGAGGAGGAGGAGGACGCAGAUAAAGCCGAGGACGCAGAGGAGGAUGAAGAUGAAGAAGAAGACGAGGGGCAGAAUGAUAACCAGCUUAUCUCGGAAAGCGUUUAUGAUGGGUCUGUUCAACCCACCCCCAGUGCAGAUGGAAGAGGCCAUGGAGCCCUCGAUGCCUUGUUGGCGGCCGCAGCUUCCAAUGAAGGUGCAUCAGGAGAACAAACAUCUGCGAAGACGGACAAGCCGGCGAAAAAAAAGGACGACAAAGUGUGGAUCCCCGCAAAGAGACAUGUUCCACUUGAAGAGCAUCAGCAUUGGCAACAAGACACGAUCAAAUGGGUGGAGAAACACAUGAAAGACCACAAGGUCACGCAUGCGCAGGUACGUGUCUCUUUGCGUGUAUCAAACCUCGGUUCUGUUUUUCUUGAUCGUGAAAAGAAGGACAAAGAAAAGCGUCAGAAGGAAUUGCUCGAGGGGAAUGCAGAAAAGAAGCCAUCUCACAAGAUUCAAUACCACAAGAGGGCUGAGACCAGAGAUUCCAAAUCCAAGGAGUUGGAUCCUCAGAAUUUGAUCAAGAUCGAUGAUUCACCCAUAUCUGUAGACGCUUUGCCUGAAUGGUCCGUGCCGAUUGAAAUAAGUAUCAAUCACGAGGGACACAAUGUUCAGGAACGUAUUUUAUGGAACCUGAAAGAUGAUUAUGUGGAGCCGGAGGACUUUGCUGCAGCUUUUUGCAAAGCUUAUCAUCUCCCGGCUACUUCCGAGAACGAAAUAUCAGAAAGCAUCAGAAACCAGGUCUCUAAGUAUCCUCGAUGGGCUCCCAUGAAGCGAGGAGCCCGGAAUUCACAGCCAGAAACCAUCGUCGAUCUGGAGAUUAAUGUAGAGGUUUCUGCGAUUGAUACUGAGAUCAGAAAUCAAAUCAAGAAGAAAAGUCAAGAUCUCUGGCAGGAUCCAGCAUCUUCAGACAAGUACUCGCUGCCCUCGACCCAUGACCUUGAAGCGCUGAAUGAAUGGACACCCAAGAUAAAUGACCAACUCAGUAUCUUGCUGCCCUCACGUCUUCCUCCGAAAUCUACGUACAAGGAAGAAACGGACAAGAGCAUGAUGGUCGACGAGACUCAGGAGGACUUGGAGUACUUUCGUCAACAAGAGCAAAAGCUGAGAAUGCACAACGACAUGCUCAAGUCAGCCGUUGCAAGUCCCCUCACGUCGCAGUUCCCUGCGCUGAAUCAACCGCUCUUCAAUCAGAAUUCUUCGACACCCAGCGGAAAGGGAAAGUCAAAAGGCUCUUCAGGACGCAAAGGCUCCAAGGCAUCAGCACUGGCCCAGGGCAACAACAUCGCAAGUUUCAACCAAACAGACAACCGGAUGCCUCCGAGCACGAAUGGAACGUACCAGCAGAUGCUUGGCAGGGGAGAACUGGACGUGUCCUUUGGCUCACUUGGAGCAGGGAUGCAUGGCAUGGCAGGGAGUAUGAAUCAAAACCAUCCCACAAAUAUUCAAGGGGGCAGCGGGGGUCACAGGUUUGUAGUAGAUAACGAUCUGAAUGGCCGGCAAGCCGGAGUCACCCAGCUAUCCUUCGAUGUCCAGGGGAAUCUGACGCAGAAGAAGCCCAACAAGAAGCAGAAGAAUCGUCAGUCCGCCCCCUCCUCGUAUGGAAGGAGUGAGAUGGGUGCUCCAGGCCGUCCAUUGCCUCCUCCCUCGUCCUCUCCCUAUCGGAACAGCUCUCUACAGAAUCCAGCAGCGAAUUUCGGGGGCGGCCGGGGGCAACUUACCGUCGAGACCAUCCAGAUGAUGUCAGAGGCAUUGAUGGCAGAUGAGAAUCAGUACGACGCUGCCUAUGGCAACCAGUGGUGA
Molecule: messenger RNA, 2118 nt
Organism: Guillardia theta CCMP2712
Lineage: Eukaryota; Cryptophyceae; Pyrenomonadales; Geminigeraceae
Exons: 15
Coding region: 1-2118 (705 amino acids)
Biological process (GO): chromatin remodeling
Cellular component (GO): nuclear chromosome
Source: RefSeq, a predicted model, not a curated record